This is a messenger RNA of Pezoporus occidentalis (night parrot), 4973 nucleotides long. RefSeq names its product Grid2 interacting protein (gene GRID2IP). NCBI's taxonomy places the organism in Eukaryota, Metazoa, Chordata, Aves, Psittaciformes, Psittacidae. The record is from RefSeq and is a predicted model, not a curated record. The transcript has 23 exons. Gene Ontology annotation, molecular function: protein binding. The coding region runs from base 283 to 3987 and encodes 1234 amino acids.
CAGCGCCCCGGUACCCGCAGGGUCUCACGGGGAGCCGUGUGCUGGCGCGGCAGGAGGGGCAGCCCGGCCCCGGUGCCCUGCGCGGGGGCUGUCAACUGAAACCGCCGCAGCCGGUGCCCUCCGCGGCCGAUUGGGUUACGGUGCCCGGGUAGAGUUUGCCAUAGAAACCGGGCCGGGCGCUGCCGCCGGGAAACAGCCCAGAGCCGCGGCCGGAACUGCUGUGAUGGUCUCGCCCGCGCCGGGGGUCCCGCUGGCUGGAUCCCGGGCACCGCAGUCGCAGCCAUGCCAGCGACCAACCAGGGCUGGCCCGAGGCCUUCGGGUUCAAGAUAACGGGGACUGGUCCAUGCUACAUCCUCUGGGUGCAGGAAGGCAGCAGCGCAGCGGCAGCAGGGCUGCGGCCGGGGGAUGAGGUGCUGGAGAUCGAGGGGCAGCCCGUGUCCUCCCUGGGCUGCGCGGCGCUGCUGGCGCUGGCCCGGCGCUGCCCCAACGUGCCCCCCAGCAUCGGGGUGGUGUCGCGCCUGCAGCACCUCCACAUCCCCCCCGCUCCACGGGGAUGCUUCGGCUUCGAGCUGGCGAGCGGCAGCCCCCCAAGAGUGGCCGGGGUCAGCCCGGACUCUCCCGCUGCUGCCUGUGGGAUGGAGCCGGGGGAUCUCGUGCUGGAAGUCAAUGGGAUGCCGGUGAUGCUACCCGAGGCUGUGGCUGCCCUGGUGGGGUCCUGCCACGGGCGGUCCCUGCAGCUGGGGCUGCUGCGGCCGCAGCGUGGGGCUGGGACACGGGACCCCAUCCCCAGCGCUGAUGCCGUGCACCAGGAGAGGAGGCAGAAAGCGCAGGAGUUCAGCAGGAAGGUGGAUGACAUCCUCGGUGACCAGCCGGAGGUGAAGGAGAAGGUGUUCACUGUCCUGAAGCAAUACGCAGCGGAGCGGAAGGUGGAAUACUUGGCCUAUGCCCUCUGCAUGGUCCUCACCCAGGAGUCCCACCAGCAUCUCAUUGACAGCAUCAGGAUCUUCAUCCCCAAGAAGCACCGGCAGCGGUUCGACGAGGUGGUGUCGCAGAGCCUCAUCAGCAAGCUCUGCCGCUCCAAGAGCCAGCAGCACAGCCACCGCCUGCGGCGCAGCCGGAGCGAGGACCACCAGGAGCGGCUCCUCGUCUCCACCCGCGCCAGCUCCGUGCCCCGCAGCCACGAGGAGCUCAGCAAGAGCCUGCGCAAAUCCACCUCGCUCCUCACCAGCAAUGUGGCCUCGGGGGCUGCCCGCAGAACUGUGCGGGUCUAUAAAGGCAACAGAAGCUUCGGCUUCACGCUGCGUGGCCAUGCCCCGGUGUGGAUCGAGUCUGUGCUGCCAGGGAGCCCAGCGGAGAAGGCUGCCCUCAAAGCUGGAGAUCGGAUCCUAUUCCUCAAUGGCCUGGACAUGAGGAACUGCUCCCAUGACAAGGUGGUGUCGAUGCUGCAGGGCAGCGGGGCGAUGCCCACCUUGGUGGUGGAAGAGGGGAUCGUCAACUUCUCCAAUGACUCGGACGCUGCCGACUCCCCGAGCAGCUCCUCCGCGCUCACCUCCCUGCAGUGGGUGGCAGAGAUCCUCCCCUCUAGCAUCAAGAUCCAAGGACGGACCUUCACGCAGCAGCUGGAGCAUCUGCUGACCCCCCCUGAGCGCUAUUCGGUCUGCAAGGCGCUGGAAGGCUUCUUCCAACAUCGGAACAUUGACACUCUCAUUGUGGAUGUGUACCCGGUGCUGGACACACCGGCCAAGCAAGUCAUCUGGCAGUUUAUCUACCAGCUGCUGACCUAUGAGGAGCAGGAGCACUGCCAGCAAAAGAUUGCCAGGUUUCUGGGUUACAAGUCCUUGGAAGCGGAGCCGGAGGCGGAGGAGCGGUACCGCAGCUCCGUGCGAGGAGCCUCUGUGUGCAGGGGAAGCCUUCGGACCCCCCGCCCCGAGGAUGGGGCCGCAGGCCAGAGCGACACCGUGGAGGUCCCGGUUCGGCUGAUCCCUGGGGAGAGACAGGCUGGAGACGGCACAUCCCUGCCGGAGACACCCAACCCCAAAAUGAUGUCGGCCGUCUACGCAGAGCUGGAAAACCGCCUGCUCAGCAGCUUUGCUGGCAAGAUGGGGAGCACUGCCCGGCAAAGAGCAUCGCCUCCUGCGCCGGAGCUGCCGCACGCUACAGGCUCUCGCAAGUCGGUGAUCUCCUGGCCCAGCGACCCGGCGUCGUCCCAGCAGUGCUACUACCGCCUGCACAGCAGCGUGGCCUCCCCGAGCAGCACCGAGUCCAACCCCUACGUCAGCCUCGACAGCAGCCCGGCCCCAUCGCCCCGGCACCGCCACUACGCGCCCAGCCCUCUGUCGCGACGGAAGAAGCUCUUCACCUUCUCCAGGCCCCCGCGCAGCCGCGACACCGACCGCUUCCUGGAUGCCCUCAGCGAGCAGCUGGGGCACCGGGUCACCAUCGUGGAUGAUUUCCUCACCCCUGAGAAUGACUACGAGGAGAUGAGUUUCCACGAUGACCAGGGCAGCUACGUCACCAACGACGUCAGCAGCAGCGAGUACAUCAGCAGCAGCGACGAGGGCAGCUCCCUCACCUACUCCACGCUGUCGGACCACAUCCCCCCCCCGCCGCUCAGCCCCCCCCCUCCGCCACCCCCCUUGCAGUUCCAUGACCCCCAGGCUGUCCCCGCCAAGGCCGAGGCCACAAAGACGGUGCCAGCGCCGGCCCCCAAGUCCCUGCUGAGCCACCUGCAGCCCAUCCCGCCCCCCCCGCCGCCGCCGCCGCCCCCCCCGGUGCCCUGUGCCCCCCCGCUGCACCGCGGGCUCCUGCACCGCCGCAGCGAGUCCAACCACAUGAGCGUGAAGAGGCUGCGGUGGGAGCAGGUCGAGAACUCGGAAGGGACCAUCUGGGGGCAGCUAGGGGAGGACUCCGACUACGACAAGCUCAGCGACAUGGUCAAAUACCUCGACCUGGAGCUGCACUUCGGGACGCAGAAGCCUACGAAGCCAACUCUCAUGCCUGAGAACUUUAAAAAGAAAGACGUGGUUGAGAUUUUGUCCCACAAAAAGGCCUACAACACAUCCAUCCUCAUAGCCCACCUCAAGCUCUCGCACAUGGAGCUACGCCAGAUCCUCAUGACGAUGGAGACGGACCGGCUGGAGCCUUCCCACAUCAAGCAGCUCCUGCUGUACGCGCCCGAUGGGGAGGAAGUGCAGCGCUUCCAGAGCUACAAGGAGAACCCUGGGAAGCUGAGUGAGCCCGACCAGUUUGUGCUGCAGAUGCUGUCAGUCCCAGAGUACAAGAUCCGCCUGCGCAGCCUGCACUUUAAGACCACUCUGCAGGAGAAGACAGAGGAGAUCAAGGCGAGCUACGAGUGCAUCUGCAAGGCCUCUCUGGAGCUGAAGAGCAGCAAGAAGCUGGCCAAGAUCCUGGAGUUUGUGCUGGCGAUGGGGAACUACCUGAACAACGGGCAGCCCAGGACCAGCAAAACCACGGGCUUCAAAAUCAACUUUCUCACUGAGCUGAACACAACCAAGACCGUUGAUGGCAAAUCCACCUUCCUGCACAUCCUUGCCAAGUCACUCAGCCAACACUUCCCAGAGCUCCUGGGCUUCGCCAAGGAUCUUCCCACAGUGCCGCUCGCUGCCAAAGUGAAUCAGAGAACGCUCACAGCCGACCUAAAGGACCUGCACACCACUGUCAGUGACAUACAGAUGGCCUGUCACAACAUGCCAGCUACCGCGGAGGACAGGUUUGCUGUUGUGAUGGCCUCCUUCCUGGAGAGCGCCCAGCCUGCCAUGCGAUCCCUGGACGAUCUGCAGCACAAGGCCAUGGAGGAAUUCAGCAAGGUGCUGUCCUUCUUCGGGGAGGACUCCAAAAUGACGACUUCUGAGGCUUUCUUUGGCAUUUUUGCAGAAUUCAUGAGCAAGUUUGAGCGGGCACUCAGUGACGUGCAGGUCGGCGAGAGCCAGCGCAGCCCCCGGAUGACGUCCCCCCUGGCCUGGUGAUGGGCAGCAUCCCAUGAGCCGCAGCGUUCGUUGCCAACCAAGUGCAAUUUGCUCCCGUUGAGGCCGGUUGUACGCCCGCUGCUGCCGCCUGCUCCCACCCAGCACAACAGGGACCGAGGCUCGGGGCAGUCGGGAUGCUGAAAGGGUACCACAGGGGGUGGUGGAUGGGUGCGAGGGUGAGGCACGGGGACAUGAAGGUGAGCACCUCACUGGUCUUGACAAGAGCUUUCCUGGCGUCCUCCAUCCCCAGCUUAUUCCAGGAUUUAGACACCGCUGGGUAAACCCCCCCCAUCUCGUGUUCCCAGAGCAUGCCAUUGCUGGCCGGUGGCAAUGGGAUGCAACACAACCUUCAGAACCCUUCUGGAAGGUCACCGUGGUCCCAGAUGUGAUCCAGUCUGGUUCUGCCCAGCUGUGCUGGAGUAAGGGAAGGCCAGAGUCCGUCCUGGCCACCAGCUUUGCUUAAAGGUGUGUUAGAGACUGGUAGGUCUUGGAAUCAUCCCAAGGGUUUAGCAGCAGCACUACAGGCUUAUUGGAACUCACCAGGAGACACAAACCCCUGGGCAUUCUGGUGCCUCAGGGGCAGAGACCAGUGAGAAAUAGAUCCCUGUCCUAUAUUUGCUCCCAAGGGCUGGAAUCCCCAGAGUCCCUUUCGUGUAUGGCCGCUUGUUCGUGCUGAGUGUACCCAGGGAACUCAGAGUGUGCAGGUCCAACCUUCCAACAGUGUCUGCUUGUUGUUUAGAUGCGGUGUCCCCGGGGUGGAAGGGAAGCAGCAUCCCCUGCUCAGUGCGUGCCCCUCGGGGGGACACGGUGCCCCCAGAGCUUGCCAGCAGCCACGCUCCAGUGCAUUCACACUGGGAGGCAUCGCUCCGUGCAACCCGCAUCCAUUGCCUUUCAGACCCCACUCGCUCCCACAUCCUGCCCAGUGGAAGACAUAGCAUAGGGAACCUUCCUCCCAUCUAUUGCCAGAGCCAGAGCUCCUCCUGCAG